GGAAGAGAAAUCGAAAGUAGAUCAGCAGUGGUAAUCUGUGGUUGGUAUACGCAGUGGUAGUUUUACUGACAUUCUAAAAAGCUGUAAACACUGAGAAUCAUCCGCCUUUACUCCAGUGUGUUACCGCCUAUAGACAGGACUUUACUAAAGUUUAGUUAUGAAAUUGUUUAUUUUUGUUUAUUUUUCCUCUUUGCUGGGAAAUGUUGGGACUGUAAGAUGGAGCUCGACAGUUCCGGAAGUUCUGCUUUUUCUCCUGUUUUCUGUUCAUCCUUCAUCAGCAGUCACACACACUCUGCAGUACCAGUACACUGCUGUCGGAGGAAUAAAUUUCACAGAAUUCACUGCUGUUGGUCUGGUGGAUGGAGAGCAGUUUGUGUUCUAUGACACCAACAUCAAGGAGAUGAUCCCAAAGACAGAGUUGGCACAGAAGAUCAGCGCUGAUGAUCCAGAUUACUGGAACAGGGAGACAAAACGUAUGCGGGAAGAAGAUGACAGAUUCAGAGACAGACUGGUUAACAUAAUUCAGAGUUUUAAUCAGACUCAAGGAAUUCAUACACUCCAGAGGAUGUACAGCUGUAAGCUUGAUGGUGACGGCACCACUACAGGAUAUGAUCUGUACGGUUAUGACGGAGAAGAUUUCAUGAGUCUGGAUCUGAAAACUGGAACCUUGACUGAAGCGAAUCCUCAAGCUGGAAUCUUUAUAAAGAAGUGGGAUCCUACAGACGCUAAAGCUAAACACUGCAAGAGCUACCUGGAGGAUGACUGUAUUUAUUGGUUAAAGAAGUUUGUGUCUUACGGCAGAGAGACUCUGGAGAGGAAAGUUCGUCCCGAGGCGUCAGUCUUCCACAAACACACUCCUCCUCCAGAGGUGGUGUGUCACGCUACAGGUUUCUUCCCCAAAGCCCUGAAUAUCACCUGGCAGAAGGACGGAGAGGAUGUGAUUGAGGACGUGGAGCUCAAAGAGAUGUUACCCAACCAGGAUGGAAGCUUCCAGAAGAGGAGCAUUCUGAAAGUCCCAGCUGAAGAGCUGCAGAAACACAAAUACACCUGCGUGGUUCAGCACAGCAGCUUGGGGGAGGAGAACAUAGUCCGAGAAGUACCGAAAGGUCCUAUUAAAACUACGCAUUUAGAUGGUGAAAGAACAGAUCAAGUGUCAGGUAGAAGACAGAUUGGAGUCGUCAUUGGUGUGGUCGUCGUCCCUCUCUUCGCUAUUGUCGCUGCUGUUGUCCUCUGGAAGAAGAGGAACUCUGGAUUCAGACCUGUUCCCCCCCCAGACCCUCCUCUGAAGGAGAUUCUUCCUCCAAAAAAUCAACUGUUUCUUCCUGCUGAAGAGAGAGAGAGAGUAAGACAUGAUGAUGUUUACAGUGAAAUAUGGAAUAAAAAUGUGUGUGGAGUGAAAAUCCAGCAGAAAAGCCUGAGCUUACAUUAAAUCUCAGAUCAGAGCUGAUAUUUGUCUCCACUGUCAAGCGCAGUUUAAUGUCCAGCUAUAAGAUUGUGCUGAAAUAUUUCUCUCCCUGUUGUUCUCCUCUUUCACGGGUGAGGAGAUGCAGCCAUGCUGCUUCUGCUUCUUCUCUUACUGCCACAACUGGACUGCAGUAUGCAACACUGCAGUCGAGUCUUUUAUAUCUGUAUUUUAUAGGGAGAUGAAGAAAAAUGUUAUAAAAACAAAACUCCUGUAAUAACAUCCUGUAGCUCUUAAAAACUUCAGAUUUCCUGCUUGUAUUCUUCCUUUUUUUGUGGAAGCCUUUGUAAAUGUUACUCUACUGUAAAUAUUACUUUACUGUAAAUAUUACUCUGCUAUCCUGUAUUUUGUAAAAACUGUAAAAAGAAUUGAGAUUCUAACAAUUGGCGCUGAACACUUAAAGGGGAACUGAAGUCAUUUUUUAAAAACUUGCUUUAUUUCUUAAUUAACGCAGUGUUCGAAAUACCCGUCUGCAGUCUGCAUUUUGCAGAAUGAUUUUCAAGAUUGCACAAUGAAAAAAUCAGGCUCAGGAUUCAAUGGUUCUCAAUUUAGCAAACUAGCGGCGCUGUAAAUAAACUGAAACCUGCGCCGCGCGAACCUGACGGCGUUUUCCAGGUCAAAGUUGAGCAAUAUUUGCGUAAUGGGAGGACCCGACAACUACCUCAGCAGUGUUCGGCAGUUUCCGCUAUGCAUCUCCCAGAAUUCAAUGCGGCACAACAAACAUGGCUCCCAAGAAGAGGAUUGUUUCUUCGGGGCAUGAGUCCGGCAAAAACGCCAAGAAAACAAGGACGAUUUUGUCGUAUCUCGGCAAAACCAGCAGCCAGCGUGACUCCAACAGCGACAGAUCGCGCGUCCGCGAGGGUGACAAAAAUGAAGACGGUUGCUGUUAUAGUUGGAUUGCUGUGGCGGGUACAUCGCAGUCAAGCGAGGCCUACAGAGAAAAUCGCGAUCAUGGUGACCCAGAAAUAGAGGGAACUUUCCGCGAAGAUCAUGAGCACAUGAUCAUGGUCAGUUGGGUUUUAUUCCUUAAUGGUAUCAAUUCUUUGCAUCAUCGUAAGAUGUAACAGUGUACAGGGCUGUGAAAUUUUCACGGAAUUCCGCGGAUUCUGUCGCGAAAAAUAUCAUCUUCACAAAACGUCUAUUUUUACAUUAAAAAUCAUUGGGGGGUGGGGGGUCUAGUCGGUUUUAAUCGCCUUGCACGAGACCAGUGGCUCAAUACAGCCGGACUCGCGGAGUUUUAUGCCAGCUGAGCAUGGAACACGUCUUGACUGCGACUCAGGAGUGCAUGACAGAGCUAAAAAUAGCGUGACCUGGCACCGCGUAUGUGAAUUUUACAGACGAACGACAUUACAAUACUUCCUAUUUUUACAACAUUGCAACGAAUGCUUUGCAGCAUUCGCGCCAACUUCUGUCUUUCCUGUCUUGGAAAUUCGCUUUCUAUUCAAGAAGAAGGACUUUCUUCAUGAUGCAGUUGACAGUAAGUUAUGCCAAAAUCUUAGGACAUCUUACAAGGCCUACAAUGAUGAGAAAGCAGAGAAGGCAAGACUUAAGCAGCAGAGGGCACAGGCAGGGGCAGGGUGUAAGAUCAGACAUAGUUAAGAUGCCAUCAGAAAGGAAGCUAAGGAGGUGUUUGAGAGAGAUGCAAAGAGGGCUAGAAAAGAACACACAGACAGACUGAAGGAAAAGAUGAAAAAGAACAAGUUUGCAAAACUGAAAGAGAUGGUGUUAAAAAAAAGAAAAUUAAAAGACUUUCAUUAGAUGCUGUUUGACAGACUAUGAACAUUUUGUAAAUAGCUUUAAUAGAGGAAUGCAAAUACUGUAGAACUAAUAACUAAUAGCCUUACUGAAAGAUGAAUUGAAAGAAAUAGCUGGGAGUGAUGCAAAGAGGAAUAGAAGGAGCCAGAAGUAAAAGAAAAGAUGUAAAUAAUAUAUUAGAUAAGAAACAUUAGUUUUUUUUAAACUUUUGCUCUGUAGACAAGAGACAUUGUGAGAGAUUCUUGGAAAAAGCCAGGACAUAAUACAAGAAUUAAGUGUAAUUUGGAAGACAACAGGUAUCUCUCACUUAAAUAUUGAGCAUGAUUUUUCACAAAGUCAUUUUGAAAGGCCCAUCAAAGUUUUCUUUUAUUAACAUUUCUUUAAAUUAUUUACACAUUUUUUACUUUUAUUUUGAUUAAGAGAUAAAAUACAUAGGCACUUAUUAGAUAUUUCAAGGUAUUUUACAUGGAUCUUUCAUUUUAAAAGAGAAAACUGUUGAUAGGUAUUUUAUAUGGCAAAAUGAAGACCAAGACUAGUCAAAUAUUUACUUGUUGAGAAAUUUUUUACUUGCAGGAAAUGCUCAGAAUACACCAUAUAACACCUAAAAUGGCUUGGUGUCUGGGGCCCUGCGGGCCCCAGACACCCCCCCCCCCCUUUUCCUCGGAUUUCUUAUUUACAAUUUCACAGCCCUGAGUGUAGAAUUGAAACCUUGCUUUCAAUUUAAAACUUCAGGUUGCAGAUGCAAACACUGAAUGAAGUGCAUUUUGGGUAACAAUCUAUUGUUCAAGCUAGAAACUUAAACUUGACAAAAUGUAACGACGUGUAACAUGAAAAUGAAUGUUUGUUUUGUUUCUUGAAGAACAGCUGUGUUCUAUUUUUAUUGUGGUGAUGCCUUUAUUAGUAUGUUGUGUGGAAGGAUGAUGUGUGCGUGUGAUAACUAGUACAUUUAUGAAUUAGUUGGUAUACUUCAAGUUGUAGUAGCCCGUAGUGUCAGGGUGAGGGGGAUGAAAGACCUGUGGCGGUAUCAUGGAAUGAUAACUUUGCUGCAGAGAAGGAUCUGUGUAGACUGAAAUUAAAAAUAGUGAGAGAAUAAAGAAUUACAGUAAUGCUAUGAGUUGUAAAGCUAGAUAUGAUGUUAAUAUAGGCAUUAUUAGGUUGAGAAGGGUGUAGUGUGGAGGCUUGUGUAUUUGCAGAAAAUAUUUCCAAAUUGCAGAACAAAAUUUUGACAUUCUGCAAUAUUGCAGAACACUGGAAAAAAAUAUUUCGACCACUGUAAUGUGUUCAAUUACGUUUUCGGUUUUAGUAACCUUAUAUCUUGACUUGUAUUGGCAACUAAUUGCAAUUAAAUAUGACACUUAUUGGUCUAUUCGGUUUUUAGCCGUGUUGAAUUUAGUUCAUUUGGUCCACGGCAGGCAUCGUUUAUCCGCGCGAUCUUCACGAGACUUGUGCGAGACUUCGAAAUGUGACGUGUCAGUGCCGCCAUUUUGAAAACUGUUUUCCAAACAAAAUAUUGCACAAAAACGAGUUUAAAUGACGAUUACUGCCGACUUUUUUUCAAACUUUCCUGAUUGCUAUCAAAACAAAACUUCCAACUUAAUUACAUCAGCAUUUGAAAGCGAGCACGCGUGUCUUUUGACAACGUUGGCAGAUGUUGCUCUGUGUCUGAAAUCACUCCCUACUCACUAUAUAGGGCACUAUAUAGUGAGGAGCCAUUUUGUAGUGAGGCUUAUUUACACCGUAUAUAGUGCACUCAAAGUAUCCCACAGUGCAUCAUGGAAAGUAGUGUACAACCGAUGGUCACUAACCAAAGCAAUAUAUCCCAUCAUGCAUUGCGGUUGUGCUGAAAAAAAUCAAGUCUCAGAUUUGAUUUAAUAAAAGGCGGCGGCAAAAUAAGUAUUCGGCCUUGAUUUAAAAAAAAAACUGAAGGCUGCAGGUAUUUUGUAUUUGUUAAUGUGGGAAAUGCGCUCCAGUACAAUAUGUAUUUUUCACAAAAAUACACGCAUGUGUUUAGAAGAAGAAACCUUUAUUCAUCACAUGCACACUUCAAGCACAGUGAAAUUCAUCCUCUGCAUUUAACCCAUCUGAAGCAGUGAACACACGCACGCACACACCCAGAACAGUAGGCAGCCACACCAGAGCGCCCGGGGAGCAGUCAGGGGUUCGGUACCUCACUCAAGGGCACCUCAGCCCAAGGCCGCCCCACGUCAACCUAACUGCAUGUCUUUGGAUUGCGGGGGAAACCGGAGCACCCGAAGGAAACCCACGCAGACACGGGGAGAACAUGCAAACUCCACACAGAAAGGCCCUCGCCAGCCACUGGGUUCAAACCCAGAACCUUCUUGCUGUGAGGCGACCGUACUAAACACUACACCACCGUGCUGCCCUAUUUUGUAAUAACUUUAUUUUGUAAACCCACCAGCAGACUGAUCUGGCAUGUUUUAGUCAUGUGACAGUAAUGACGUAAAUACCAGCUUGACGGACUAGUGUCCAAAAGUGUUUUUUCAUUUUACCAAUGAGCUCACUAUAUAGUAAUUCCCUAUAUAGGGAGUAGUGAACGAGUGAGUGAUUUCAGACACAGGGAAUGUUGGCAGAUGUUGGUUACUUUGAUUUCCGCUGUAUGUUUUUCUUCCGUCCUACGAUGUCUCGCACAGGUCUCGAUGAAUCUCAUUUACGGCCAUUGCUUUGACAUAUUUCAAACACUCAUAACUUGCUAUAGCAGUGACAAAAUGGCCAUCAAGAGCGGCAUAGUGGUGUAGUGGUUGGCACUGUCGCCUCACAGCAAGAAGGUCUGGAUUCGAGCCCCGUGGCCGGCGAGGGCCUUUCUGUGCGGAGUUUGCAUGUUCUGUCUGCAUGGGUUUCCUCCAGGUGCUCCGGUUUCCCCCACAGUCCAAAGACAUGCAGGUUAGGCUAAUUGGCGGCUCUAAAUUGACCGUAGGUGUGAAAUGUGCGUGUGAAUGGUUGUGUGUCUCUAUAUGCCAGCCCUGCAAUGACCUGGCAACUUGUCCAGGGUGUACCCCGCCUCUCACCCAUAGUCAGCUGGGACAGGCUCCAGCUCGCCUGUGACCCUACACAGGAUAAGCGGUUACAGAUAACCGAUGGAUGGAAAAUGGCUAUCCAAAAUGCAUUCCUAUAUUUAAUAAAAUGAGAAAUAGAAUUUUGAUGAUAAAAAAAUUUGCCUUCAGUUCUCCUUUAACUACCUUUAUCACAAUGCUAUAAAUGCUAUUUUGUCAGUCCAUGAAUAAAUCUUUAUUUACUCUG
Molecule: messenger RNA, 6475 nt
Organism: Neoarius graeffei (lesser salmon catfish)
Lineage: Eukaryota; Metazoa; Chordata; Actinopteri; Siluriformes; Ariidae
Product: BOLA class I histocompatibility antigen, alpha chain BL3-7-like
Exons: 7
Coding region: 158-1429 (423 amino acids)
Biological process (GO): immune response
Cellular component (GO): external side of plasma membrane
Source: RefSeq, a predicted model, not a curated record